UAAAAACAGCACUUCUCUGGCGAGAUUUUGACCGUGGCUGUAUCUCUUCUAGCCACAAAUCUGCCCCUCUACUCUGGAAAAGCUCAAAGCACGUGACUCUUCUAGCUGGAAAGUAUGGCGGCGCCCUGUGCUACCCAAUGCUUUUACAAAGCAGACACACUAAUGGCGCCAAGCGUGCUGCACAAGCCCUGAAAAGUGAAAAACCGGUGGUGUCACGUCAUGAUUGACAGCUGUGAUAUGUGCAUUCUGCGAGAGCGAGGCCUUGAUUUCGCGGCUUUACUUCCUGCUCACUACUGCGCAGGACUGGUCCCGAAAUCGCUACUGCGCACACUCAAGACCCAAGAUGUCAGCGCCGUAUCGGGACACUGACGGCUUCACUUUUCACCAAUGGAAGAGAGUGAACAGGCGUCGUCCAUCUUUUUUUACAGUCUAUGAAUAGCGCUAUGAAUAUAUCCAGUGGAUCAAGGCUGCUACAAAGAGUAGGACAGCUGCCAGCUUACUACAAAAGUUCAUCUGGUGUCCAAUGCCCAUCUCGCCGAGGCUUUUUCUGGAAGAAGUCGAAAGGGUCCCAGAGCGUGGUCCGGCCUGCCAUUGUGCGUCCCUCUUAUGCUGUGCCUAAGCACAUCCAGAGGCCAGAUUACGUGUCAUCAAGCAAAGUUCCUGAGUGGCCAGAUUACUUAGAGAUUAAAGAUGAAGAGCAGAUUCAAGGAUUAAGAAGAGCAUGUCAGCUUGCCAGACAUAUACUGAUGCUAGCAGGGAAGAGUUUAAAGGUUGGUAUGACGACUGAUGAAAUAGACUUUAUAGUCCAUCAUGAAACAAUUCGUCACAAUGCCUACCCUUCUCCUUUACACUAUGGGGGCUUUCCUAAAUCAGUCUGUACCUCUGUAAAUAAUGUGGUAUGCCAUGGCAUUCCAGACAGUCGGCCAUUGCAAGAUGGAGAUAUCAUCAAUAUAGAUGUCACGGUUUAUCUAGAGGGUUACCAUGGUGACACCUCAGAAACAUUUUUGAUUGGUUCGGUAGAUGAACAGGCGAGGAAGUUAGUAGAUGUGGCUCGUCAGUGUAGAGAUCAGGCCAUUGCUGCCUGUGGACCAGGACAGCCAUUGAACGUCAUUGGCAACACUAUCAGCAAUAUAGCGAAUUCACAUGGGUUCUGUGUAUGUCCAUAUUUUAUCGGUCAUGGAAUAGGAACUUAUUUCCAUGGUCAUCCAGAGAUAUGGCAUCAUGCCAAUGACAACGACCUACAAAUGGAAGAGGGCAUGUCCUUCACUAUAGAACCUAUUCUUAUGGAGGGUUCCUCAGAAUUCAGGAUUUUAAGUGACAAGUGGACUGCUGUAUCUGUGGAUGAUAAAAGAUCGGCACAAUUUGAGCACACUGUGGUCAUCACUUGUGAUGGUGUGGAGGUUCUGACUAAACUACCGGAUGAAGGUUGACAGACAAGAAUCAUUUCAUCUGGAAGUGUGUGUAAAGGGAAAACUUGAAGUUUGUGUGCUAAUGGGUGUAAAUGAGAGUAAUAAAAAUUGUUAGUUAAAGUUAUUAAAAAACCUUGUUGUUUCUUAUUUUAAAAUACAGUAGCUUGACCAAGUCUUCUAAAACAUGGGUUUUGCAAUAAAUUUAACUUGAACUGGCACAUGAGUCCACAACACUUGUAUAACAAUAUACUCAUGGACGCGAAUGAGUCAUAAGCAACUACACAUGCAGAGACAUCAUUAUUUGGCAUAAAAAUCCCAGAAAGGGUCAGAACUACACGAUGGUCCUUUGACGCUGUGAACGACGCCCGGGACCAUUUGUGCGAAAUGAUGCGAUUUAAUGGGAAUGAGAAUGCUUUGCAUUGUGUGAGAAGUUUUGUGUGCACACGUGCCCAGAAAGCCGCAUCUCAGUUGUGAUGAGUAUAAAAGUGAAUCUGAACACAUGUAAUUUACUUUUGUAAAUUUAAAUUCCCUUUUCUCGCUUUUGUAAUAAUAAAACAAUAUUUGACUUACA
This is a messenger RNA of Misgurnus anguillicaudatus (oriental weatherfish), 1980 nucleotides long. Its product is annotated as methionine aminopeptidase 1D, mitochondrial. The record is from RefSeq and is a predicted model, not a curated record. Lineage: Eukaryota; Metazoa; Chordata; Actinopteri; Cypriniformes; Cobitidae. Gene Ontology annotation, molecular function: metalloaminopeptidase activity. Gene Ontology annotation, biological process: proteolysis.